AUGGAGGCCUUUCGCAUGGAUAUUAGUCCCAUAUCUGGACCAGUUGCCAACACGUUCCUUGUGUUAAUUAACGCAUUGUUAUAUUUUGUUAAAUUUAUGGGACGCAUUGAACAAUAUCCUGAAGAUUCCAGUUACACAAUUUUAAAUGCCACAUCAAAUGACACAAACGGCUUCGACUUCAUAAUUGUUGGAGGAGGGGCUGCAGGUUGUGCUUUAGCCAAUAAGCUUUCAAAAAUUCAGAGUUGGAGUGUUUUACUACUGGAGGCUGGGGAUUAUCCCAGUACAACUUCUGAAGUUCCAGGUUUUUAUGACACCAUACCGUUUAGUACUGAAGAUUGGGCAUUCAAAUUCGAAAAAGAAAACACGGCAUGUAUGGGGAAGAAGUGCAAGUAUUGCACUUUGACAAGGGGGAAAGUACUUGGAGGAACAAGCAGUAUCAACAAUAUGAUAUAUGUUAGGGGCAUUCCUGAACACGUGAACCAGUGGAAUCUUCCAGAAUGGAAUGGUUCAGUAGUACAUGAAAUAAUGCACACCUUAGAAGGUGCUGAGGAUUUAGAGAAUGUAACAGAAAUGGGCAGUGAAGGAGAAGUGAAUCUUAAAUAUUUCAACUACCAGGAUGUGCUCAAAAAUAUUUUAAUUGGCACUUACAAAGAGGCUGGCAUUGAGGAAUCAGAGAAAAGGAAGUACAUUCGUUUGACCCGCAACUUGGUUUAUGUGAAAGACGGGGAAAGAUUCAAUAUGGCUGAAGCAUUUCUGGCACCAAUAAAAGACAACCCCAACUUCUACUUAUCCUUGAAGUCGGAGGUCAUAAAGUUGAACAUGAAUCCUCGAGACCCAAAUAGGGUGAAGACUGUUACCGUGAACGUUCGUGGAAAGGUCAUGGACAUUAGAGUGAGGAAAGAGGUGAUUUUAACUGCUGGUGCUAUUAACAAUGCCAAAAUACUACUAUUGAGCGGAAUUGGACCUAAAUGUGAGCUGGCGAGGAGGAACGUCACAGUUGUUAAGCACUUACCAGGCGUUGGGAAGAACCUGCAGAUGCAUCUCAACGUCCCUGUGUUCGUAGGGAUUAAGAAAUGUAAGGAUGGGCAGGAGGACAACAUAGAGGAUUGCGAGUUGGACGCUUACAAACAGCACGAUUUCUUUCGGGACAUUUUUUACUAUGUCAUUCAUAGAGAAGGCAAUUUGGCUAACAUUGAUAUAAACGACAUUGUUGUUUAUAUGUACACUAAACGAGGUGGUGGCAUUUUUCCCAAUGUGGGGAUAUACCAUAAUUAUUUCAAGAUAAACGACACCAAGUUUCAAAAUGUCCUGAACACAUUUCAGUUCACCCCUUCUAUAGAUCGUUGCUUACGUUAUUUGAACAGAGGUCGCUCUGUUGUGUUGUUCUCUAUAUCUUUGUUAAGACCUGACAGCAAAGGAGAAGUUUCCUUGAACGACAAAGAUAUUUAUGCCAACCCCAAAAUCACUCCCCAUUUUUUGACAGCAGGAGAAGACAUGGAUACACUAACAACCGCCUUCAAACUAGUAAAAAACAUGAUAGAAAACAAUGAAAUCAACACAUUAAAUGCAUCUGUACUUAACAUCGACAUUCCCAACUGCAGACAUCUAGCCCCAGGUUCUGUUAAAUAUGCCAGAUGUUACAUUAUAAAUAUGGCGUAUCCCAUACCGGAUGUGGCGGGCACGGCAAAAAUGUCUAUGCCAUGCGACAACAACAUGGUGGUGAACAAGGUUUUGGAAGUUAGAGGCAUUAGAUGUGUGAGGGUUGGUGACUCCAGCAUUUUACCCAACAUUACUAUCGGCAGUUCAGUCGCCACUGACAUCAUGUUAGGGUUCAGACUCGCUGAAAUCCUCAAAGGAAAAUGGUUGAAGCAUUACUCUUCUAAUUAUACAAUUGACACCCAAACUGGUGUUUGAAUUUAUGUUUAAAAUUUGGACUAAUUACUUAAAUAAAAUCAAUUGUGGCAA
Molecule: messenger RNA, 1965 nt
Organism: Aethina tumida (small hive beetle)
Lineage: Eukaryota; Metazoa; Arthropoda; Insecta; Coleoptera; Nitidulidae
Product: glucose dehydrogenase [FAD, quinone]
Exons: 5
Coding region: 1-1914 (637 amino acids)
Molecular function (GO): flavin adenine dinucleotide binding; ecdysone oxidase activity
Source: RefSeq, a predicted model, not a curated record